This is a messenger RNA of Dendroctonus ponderosae (mountain pine beetle), 1380 nucleotides long. RefSeq names its product rRNA N6-adenosine-methyltransferase METTL5-like. Gene Ontology annotation, molecular function: rRNA (adenine-N6-)-methyltransferase activity; nucleic acid binding. NCBI's taxonomy places the organism in Eukaryota, Metazoa, Arthropoda, Insecta, Coleoptera, Curculionidae. Gene Ontology annotation, biological process: DNA repair; rRNA methylation. The record is from RefSeq and is a predicted model, not a curated record. Gene Ontology annotation, cellular component: SOSS complex; nucleus.
CCUGCCUGUGACUGAAAAAUACUGGUUUGUGUCAUCCCUAGUUGUCAGGCGAUAUUGCUGCAGCUAUUGCCAAAAUUUGAGUUAGUUCAGGCAGGCAAAUAUCUAUGUGUGCGAGUGAGACAGCAUCUGAUCUCUCAAGGGCCUUAGCUGAAAGCUUUAUGCAGAAGCAGCGCCACCUCUGCUUAGCUUGUCAUUUGCGUGAAGGUUACAGUUAGAAGGUUGCAAACAAUAACACGCCAGGCGAUUUUUGCUCAAAUUUUCUAUUUAAAAGGGCAAUUUUCUACUGUGGACCUUAUGAGCAAGUGGUAGAACGACUUUGAUGGCUUUUCCUCAAACCAAUGUCCAGCGAGAAUUGACGCGCAAUAAAAUUCUGGAAGAGCUACAGAUUCAAAAGAAGCAGCUGCUGUUGAAGCAAGGAUCUACGCCCUCGAUCAACUCUUCACCCCUGUCCAGCGUGGCACCCAGCCUAAACCCAGAGGGGCAUUCGAUGAACUCUCAUCAACAGCGCGCUGCUUUGCAAACCGCUCACGCUCAAUCGAUGGGCUUUUUCAUAUCCCAAGACUCGUUGUUUGGAAACUUGAUCUUGCCCGUGCUGCCACGCUUCGCAAAAGUAAUGUUUCCCUGCCUGAGGCUGCGGAAAAUUGCGGAACGUUUGCAGAGCAUUGAGGAGUUUGAGCGCCCCAAGGUCCAGUUGGAACAGUAUGUAACUCCCGCCCAUCUUGGCUCGCAUAUGCUGCACACUAUUCAGGCUCAAUAUGGGGAUCUGCGCGGCAAACUUGUAGCCGAUCUGGGCUGUGGAUGCGGCGCCUUAUCAAUAGGAGCCGCCUUGUUGGAUAGCUAUUUAGUGGUGGGGUUCGAGAUCGACGAGGACGCAAUUGAGGUUCUCCAGAAGAACAUUGAAGAUCACGAAGUGACUACCAUUGACGUGGUGCAGUGCGACGCGCUCAAUAUCCCUGAGAGGUUCCACAAGCAGUUCGACACCGUGUUGAUGAACCCACCCUUUGGAACCAAAAACAACCAGGGCACUGACUUGCGGUUCUUGGAAGCAGCAGUGAAGCUCUCGAAGAGUUCGGGAACUGUGUACACCUUGCAUAAAACCAGCACCAGAAGCCACGUACUGAAGCACAUCAGCUCCUUGGGGGCCAAAGGUGAAGUGCUAGCGGAGCUACGCUAUGAUCUACCUGCCACCUACAAGUUCCACAAGAAGGCUUCAGUAGACGUUCAAGUGGACUUUUACCGAGUGUUGUGUUGAGUGCAGCAGUUAACAAACCGAGACAAUGAGUGCGGAAUUCAGUCGCGAUCACUGCAAAAUUGCAGUGGUCAAGAUCCUGCAAACUAUCGGAUGGCAUUCGAUCAACACCACGCCUUUGGAAGUGCUCA